Molecule: messenger RNA, 2441 nt
Organism: Amborella trichopoda
Lineage: Eukaryota; Viridiplantae; Streptophyta; Magnoliopsida; Amborellales; Amborellaceae
Product: 3-ketoacyl-CoA synthase 12
Biological process (GO): fatty acid biosynthetic process
Cellular component (GO): membrane
Molecular function (GO): acyltransferase activity, transferring groups other than amino-acyl groups
Source: RefSeq, a predicted model, not a curated record
UACAUGGACGUUGUUGCCUAACAAGUCGGGUCUUCUUAUUUCCGUGAACCAUCAAUACACUAUCUGCCCAGCACGUCUUUCAUAAAUCCUCCCGUACCAAAUCUGAACUGCCUUCUCUAUAAGAACACCUUCUGUCCUCCUCGAUCUCUCAAACCCCAAAACUACUGAAACGAUCAUGGACUCUUUUGCUUUGAUUACAGUAGAGAGUCCCUGCUUUGUUCUCUGCAUCUUCUUCUUGCUACUCAACUUCCUCAUUCUACUAUGGAAGCUGUACUGCAAACGAGUGAACCAGGCCUGCUACCUCCUCGACUACGUCUGCUUCAAGCCUCCGGAUGACUGGAAGCUCGACACCGAGCUCUGCGGCAAGGUUGUCAGGCGAAACAAGAACCUCGGCCUCAACGAGUACCAAUUCCUCCUCAAAGUGGUCUUCGGCUCUGGCAUGGGUGAAGAGACCUACGCCCCAAGAAGCCUGACCUCUGGGGAUCCAAACAGUUGUAAUCUAAACUCCGGUAUCAGCGAGAUGGACCAGUGCUUCAUUGGAGCACUCGAUCCUUUGUUCGAAAAGACUGGCAUCUCGCCGAAGGACAUCGACAUACUGGUGGUUAAUGUGUCGAUGCUAUGGCCGGCACCCUCUCUGUGUGCGAGGAUCGUGAACCGGUACAAGAUGAGAGAGGAUGUAAAGGCAUUCAACAUCUCAGGCAUGGGGUGCAGCGCCAGCCUCAUAUCCAUCAACCUCGUCCAAAAUCUGUUUAAGCUGCGCCCUGAGUCCCGGGCUCUGAUCGUGUCUGGGGAAAGCAUCGCACCCAACUGGUACGCCGGCAACGAAAAAUCGAUGAUACUCACGAAUUGCCUCUUUCGUACAGGUUGCUGCGCCAUGCUACUCACGAACCGCAGGGCCGACAGGACUCGGUCGAAGCUCUUACUAAAGACCCUUGUCCGUUUCCAUCUUGGCGCAAGUGAUGAAGCCUACAAUUGCGCGUCCCAGGUUGAGGACGACCUCGGCCGCCCCGGGGUCAAGCUCAGUAAGGACCUUCCCAAAGCCGCCACCCAAGCUAUUGUAAAAAUGAUAAAGGUGCUGGGACCCAAGAUUCUGCCAACUAAAGAAAUACUUCGUUAUUUGGUCAUCCGAUUCUUGGCAGGAGCCGGAUCCGGACCCAUGAGCCUGAACUUCAAGACCGGGGUAGAGCACUUCUGCAUUCAUCCUGGGGGGGCCGCGGUGAUAAAUGCUGUGGAGCGUGGCCUUGGCCUGAGCCGCUACGACCUCGAGCCCUCUAGGAUGACGCUCCACCGCUGGGGGAACACGUCUGCGAGCUCCCUCUGGUACGUGCUGAGCUACAUGGAGGCCAAGAAGAGGCUGAGGAAAGGGCACAGGGUGCUGCAACUAACCUUUGGCUCCGGCUUCAAGUGCAACAGUUGCCUCUGGGAGGUGGUUAGGGACUUGGAGAACCUCAACCACAACGUGUGGGAGGAUUGUGUGCACCGUUAUCCUGCUCAAAACCUAACCAACCCCUUCAUGGAGAAGUAUGGGUGGAUCAAUGACAACCCUGAUCCCAUUAGAAUUGCACAGGCCUUCGAUGAGAGCUGAGUGUAGCUGCCUUUUCCAUGCAAUAAGAGUUAGAGGAGUCGGGCUUGAGCUUAAGUGUUAGCCGUUGAUGUCAAGCAAUGUUACAUCUCAAGUUCGAUUCCUACCAGCCAAUUACCCAAAUAAAAAAAAAUUUAUAAUAAAUGUGUAUAUGUCUGUAUUAUGUAGAUGUUUGUAUUAUGCAUAUAAGAGUGAUUUACGUAUGGAUUUUAAAUUUGUUUUCAAAAGAUAAAAUGCUCCACUUAUAUGUGAAAAUUACAAAAAAGGUUGGUCAACCCUUUUUAUCAAAAUUGUUCAUCGAUCUAAGAACAUCCUCUAACCGAACUUUAUUUUAUUUUAUUUUUAGUUGUUUCAUUUAGUAGAACGCUACCCUAAAGCUUGUGGCACUGCCAUAUUAACGAAAAAAGUUUUAAAAAAAUAAUAAUAAUAAUUUAAAUUCAGACGGAGGAUUCCAUCCUCAAAGUGAAAGGCAAUUUAAAAAAAAAAACAAGUUGAUCUACCUGCUUUUGUAAUGUCGCAUAUAAAUGGAGCAUUUCGUAGUUUUUUAAAAAAAUUAGGAUCUGCAUGUAAAUCAAUCUAUAUAUUAAACAACCCGAGUGGCAUAUCAGUGAAAGAGGUUUUGAUAGCUUCUCAAAGUCUGUCAAACUUUUUGAGGGACUUUUGAGUGGAGAAACGGUGCUGACAGAGGUGCCAGUCGUUGACAUUGAAUGUAUCGGAAGAUGGUUGGACAAUGCAGAAUAUAAACCGGUACUCUCCUAAGUCAUAAUAAAGGGCGGUUGUGCUUAUCCUCUUAUCUUUUGUACUUAUUCACCGUGUGAUUUCUAGUUGAGUGUCACGUACAUUGGGUUGAAAAUUUGAA